Messenger RNA from Brassica oleracea var. oleracea, 2101 nucleotides. Its product is annotated as bifunctional purine biosynthesis protein PurH. Gene Ontology annotation, molecular function: IMP cyclohydrolase activity; phosphoribosylaminoimidazolecarboxamide formyltransferase activity. The transcript has 12 exons. Bases 80 to 1891 code for a protein of 603 amino acids. NCBI's taxonomy places the organism in Eukaryota, Viridiplantae, Streptophyta, Magnoliopsida, Brassicales, Brassicaceae. The record is from RefSeq and is a predicted model, not a curated record. Gene Ontology annotation, biological process: 'de novo' IMP biosynthetic process. Gene Ontology annotation, cellular component: cytosol.
UCCAAUUAGCCGCAAAAUCGCAAAAACCCUAAAAACAUUACCCACACUACUCCUCACAACUGUUGCAGAACAGAUAGAUAUGCUCAGCUCCGCCGCCACCGCUACCGCUACCGCCACCUCCGUGAGUGCUCGCUCUGGCGAUAUCCUCUGCGGCUAUUUGCGUAGGAAAACCGUCGCGCCUUUUCGCUUUGCUCAGACUAAGCAGCAGGUAUACUGUAAGUCUCUGCGUCCGAGUUUCGUUGCGGUCCGAGCCAUGUCAGAGUCUCAGACAGCUCUAAAGAAUAAGCCACAGUCCUCGACCUCCUCUGGAAAGAAGCAAGCUUUGAUAUCUUUAUCUGACAAGAAGGAUUUAGCUACUCUUGGCAACGGUCUUCAAGAGUUGGGAUACACUAUUGUUUCUACUGGAGGAACUGCAUCUACCUUGGAGAAUGCUGGAGUCUCUGUCACCAAAGUUGAGACGCUUACUCAUUUCCCUGAAAUGCUUGAUGGCCGUGUGAAGACUUUGCACCCAAACAUUCACGGUGGUAUCCUCGCUAGAAGAGAUGUGGAGCAUCACAUGGAAGCUCUUAACGAGCAUGGCAUUGGUACAUUUGAUGUGGUGGUUGUCAAUUUGUAUCCGUUCUACAACAAAGUUACUGCUCCAGGUGGGAUCAGUUUUGAGGAUGGGAUUGAGAACAUCGACAUUGGUGGUCCUGCUAUGAUUAGAGCUGCUGCUAAGAACCACAAGGAUGUCCUCAUUGUUGUCGAUUCAGAGGAUUAUCCAUCCGUUUUGGAGUAUCUCAAAGGAGGGCAGAGCGACCAACAAUUCCGCAGGAAACUUGCGUGGAAGGCCUUUCAGCAUGUUGCUGCUUAUGAUUCCGCCGUCUCAGAAUGGCUAUGGAAGCAGACCGAAGGACAAGAGAAGUUCCCUCCCAGCUUUACAGUUCCGCUUUCACUUAAAAGCUCCCUCCGUUACGGUGAAAAUCCUCAUCAAAAGGCUGCGUUUUAUGUUGAUAAGAGCCUUGCUGAAGUCAACGCUGGUGGUAUUGCCACAGCCAUUCAGCACCAUGGCAAGGAAAUGUCAUACAACAACUACCUUGAUGCUGACGCUGCGUGGAACUGUGUGUCAGAAUUCGAAAACCCGACAUGUGUGGUCGUGAAGCACACAAAUCCUUGUGGUGUGGCCUCUCGCGAUGAUAUUCUCGAGGCUUACCGUCUAGCUGUUAAAGCUGACCCAGUUAGCGCCUUUGGUGGUAUUGUAGCCUUCAAUGUCGAAGUGGACGAGGUUCUUGCUAGAGAGCUCCGAGAGUUCAGGAGCCCAACGGAUGGAGAAACUAGAAUGUUCUAUGAAAUCGUGGUUGCUCCAAAGUACACUGCUAAAGGUCUUGAAGUACUCAAAGGGAAAUCGAAAACUCUGAGGAUCCUCGAGGCUAAAAAGAAUGACCAAGGGAAGCUGUCUCUUAGACAAGUUGGUGGAGGAUGGUUAGCUCAAGACUCGGACGACAUAACUCCAGAAGACAUCAGUUUUAAAGCCGUCUCGGAUAAGACUCCCACUGAAAGCGAGCUUGCGGAUGCCAAAUUUGCUUGGCUUUGCGUUAAGCAUGUCAAGAGCAACGCCAUUGUGAUAGCAAAGAACAACUGUAUGCUGGGGAUGGGAAGCGGACAGCCAAACCGAGUAGAGAGUUUGAGAUUAGCUUUUAAGAAAGCUGGUGAGGAAGCCAAAGGAGCUGCCUUGGCCAGUGACGCCUUCUUCCCAUUCGCUUGGAAAGAUGCGGUAGAAGAGGCGUGCGAGAAAGGAAUAGGAGCGAUAGCAGAGCCUGGAGGUAGUAUUAGAGACCAAGACGCCAUUGAUUGCUGCAACAAGUAUGGUGUCUCUCUUCUCUUCACCAACGUUAGACAUUUCCGCCAUUGAUGAUGAAUCCCAAGAGAUUUUGAAAGACAUGCUUGUUCCAAAGAAGUUUGUUUCUGGCUCUAGGCAAGAACACCCCACCAAACAAAAGCAAGAGUUGAGAAAUGUUGUAACUUUGAUAUGAAAGCGUUUGACUUUAUGUGUGAUUAGCACCUGAGAGUUGUUUCUUCGAAUAAAGUUGACAUUUUUAAUAAAAGAUCAUAUUUUUCUCAA